Molecule: messenger RNA, 1460 nt
Organism: Eucalyptus grandis
Lineage: Eukaryota; Viridiplantae; Streptophyta; Magnoliopsida; Myrtales; Myrtaceae
Product: GDSL esterase/lipase At4g28780
Exons: 6
Coding region: 56-1180 (374 amino acids)
Molecular function (GO): hydrolase activity, acting on ester bonds
Source: RefSeq, a predicted model, not a curated record
GAGAGAGAGAGAGAGAGAGAGAGAGAGAGAGAGAGAGAAGACUGAGUUCCCUUCGAUGUUGUCCUCCAUCAUGUCUAGCCCUCGGCUUAGUUCAGUGAUUGCUUCCCUGGUCGUGCUAUCCAUCAGCAUUGCCGCCCUGCCACCUCGAGCGGAAGCGGCCCGAGCUUUCUUCGUGUUCGGGGACUCUCUCGUCGAUAGCGGCAACAACAACUACCUGGUCACCACUGCUCGCGCCGACUCCCCGCCGAACGGCAUCGAUUACCCGACACACCGCCCGACCGGCCGCUUCUCCAACGGCCUCAAUUUACCCGACAUUAUCAGUGAGCAAAUUGGUUCGGAGCCAACGCUGCCAUACUUGAGCCCGGAGCUCAACGGGGAGAAGCUACUCGUCGGCGCCAACUUCGCAUCCGCUGGGAUCGGGAUCCUCAAUGACACCGGCGUUCAGUUUGUCACCAUAAUAAGGAUGUUCCAGCAGUUCGCGAAUUUCCAGGUGUAUCAAGCAAGGCUGAGUGCGCUGAUCGGAGCUGAUCAGGCGCGGCAGCGGGUGAACGAGGCACUGGUGCUGAUGACCCUCGGCGGCAAUGACUUCGUCAACAACUACUUCCUCACCCCCUUAUCGCCGAGGCGGCGCGAGUUCAACCUCCAAGCCUUCUCCGACUACCUCAUCUCCGAGUACAGAAAUAUCCUCCGGAGGCUGUACGACUUGGGAGCCCGCCGAGUGCUGGUGACGGGAACCGGGCCGUUGGGCUGUGUUCCGGCUGAGUUAGCCUCGCAAGGGAGCCUGAACGGCGAGUGCGUGGCGGAGCCCCAGCAAGCCGCCGCCAUAUUCAACCCGGCACUCGUCCGGAUGGUCCAAGGACUGAACCAGGAGCUUGGAUCCGACGUCUUCAUCGCCGCUAACGCGUUCCAGAUGAACAUGGACUUCAUCAGCGACCCCCAGCGAUACGGUUUCAUCACAUCAAAAGUGGCAUGCUGCGGACAAGGGGCUUACAACGGGGUAGGAAUAUGUAAUCCCCUAUCGAACUUGUGCCCUGACCGGAACGUGUACGCGUUCUGGGACCCGUUCCACCCGACCGAGCGCGCGACCCGGCUCAUCGCCCAAAUGAUCCUGAGUGGCCCGGCCGACUACAUGAGCCCCAUGAACCUGAGCACGAUUAUGGCCUUGGACUCCAAGAUCUGAUAAAAACCGAAGUAUCUCGUGUGGCAAUUUCGGAGCAAUCGGUCUCCGACUCGCAAGUGUGUCUUCUUAAUUCGAGUACGAACUUUACCGCAUGUCAAAGGGUCAACGUAAUUUCCUGUGUUUCGACUUUUUAUGUUGUACUGAAUUAUUGUCUCUUUUCUAAUGAGUGGUUAUUGUUUUCCUUUUAUCUUCGGAAGCAUAUAAUUACCUAUAUAUAAUUGUGUUGAUUUGCUUGUAACUGGGAGUUGUCCCAAAUGGUAUAAAAAACCUUUUGCUAAAA